Molecule: messenger RNA, 1487 nt
Organism: Eriocheir sinensis (Chinese mitten crab)
Lineage: Eukaryota; Metazoa; Arthropoda; Malacostraca; Decapoda; Varunidae
Exons: 7
Coding region: 78-716 (212 amino acids)
Biological process (GO): protein secretion; vesicle-mediated transport
Cellular component (GO): Golgi membrane
Source: RefSeq, a predicted model, not a curated record
AAAACCCCAAAAGUAUAAUAAAAGUGACAUUUGUUUACCGGCAUCACUCUUGCCGGGUUGUUGACAUCACCACCACCAUGGCCAACAACGUCCCUCUACUCGACAACGAAGAACCUCUAGAUUUUGGAGAAGAAGACUUACCAAAAGGAAGACUUAAACACCCAAUAGUGACAACCUUCCACCUCCUCUUUCGCACGGCAGCGCUCCUGGUCUACGAGUUUUGUGGGAUAUUCUCCAGCAGCUUCAUUGGGCCGUUCAUAUUAAUUAUCAUCCUUCUCUCACUAGACUUUUGGACAGUCAAAAACAUUACAGGUCGCUUGAUGGUUGGGCUAAGAUGGUGGAACUACAUAGAUGAUGAGGGGCAGAGUCACUGGGUGUUUGAGGCCAAAAAAGGUGGUCUGCAGGGCCGCGUGUCCAAGACGGAGGUGCGGGUGUUCUGGGUGGCUCUGGUCGCCUUUCCUGUCUUCUGGUCCAUCAUCUUCCUUAUCGCCAUCGUGUUCAGCAAGUUCCAGUGGGCUAUCGUUGUCGUGAUUGCCCUCACCCUGAGUGGCAGCAACCUGUAUGGGUAUGUGCGGUGCAAGUUGGGCAAGUCAGACAGCAUCACAGAGUCCUUCAAAAACAUGGCUGCAGGGCUGGUCCAGAAGCAAAUGGUAUCCAAUAUGACCAACAUGUUCACCCGAGCCCCGCCCACCGCCACGCCUAGCAGUACGGUGUGAGCCGCCCGCCCUGCACACCCAUAACUCCAAGUUCUCUAAGUUUCCUAAGCAUCACAUCCUGGUCUCCACAUUAGAUAUAUUUCUAUUUAAAUAUUCAGAGAUAAAGAAUCAAAUUAUCUCUUAAAGGUGGGGGCCAAGAUUACUGACCAAUAGAGGGGUGUGCUUGUAUAUAAUUACCGGUUUUUCAAGCUUUAUAUAAUCAUCCUGCUGUUGUUUAAUUUAUAAAUGUCCAUAUAUAGUUGUAGCUUGUUUUUGAGCCAGUUGGAAGGCCCGGCGCCAGGGAGGGAGCACUCAGAGGCCUGCCUUCAGGUGGCGAAGGCAGGAAGAGUUGUUUGUACUUGUGCACAAUUGUUUCUUCAUAAUCAUGGAGUGUACUGUUUGCCUGGUUUGCAUGUCAGUCAUACAGCACUAGAUUUUGGCGCUGACAUUCCAGUUAUUAUUAUUGUGUAAAAAUUGGUACUUAACUGUGACAUCAUAUUCCAUUUUUUAUUUUAUUCAUUUGCUCAGACAUGCUUGUAUGUAUGUAUGUAUGUGUAUGUAUAAGGUGUUUGAUACAUAUUUGGUUACAUCAUAUAUGAACCUUAUACUCACUUCAAAUCCAUGACUUUUAAAUCAAUAUAUACCAGAGAAUAUGAGAACUUUGUUUUAAAUAUAUAUAUAUGAAUAAAAAAAAUUGGGAAACAUAAAUGUUUUAACUGCAGCAUUGAAUACAAAUAUAAAAGUAUACUGUAUGUUGAUUUUUCUGCCAGAAAAUAAAAAAUUGGUCCAGUG